AUGCUGUUCCAGGAGAUGAACGACGACGUCGAUGCUAAAAGUGAUGGGCUGACGGCAGCUGAGUUGCACUCCCAGCUGAGCAGGCCGAAGGUGCAGUCAUGGUUCAAAGCAGCAGAGGCCGCAUUUCAGUCCUUCACAUGCAUCAGUCUGCGUCCGAAAUGGGACGCCCACCCCCACGUCGCCACAAUCAAUCCCCUGUGUAGUUUAUGGCAUAAUUUCAUUGCUGGGUUCGACGCAAGGCGACAGAUGUUCGACGCAGCAUCGACGCACGAGUGGAGCGAGUGGCUCCAGGAGGGUUCCCAGAACGAGCAUAUAAUUUUCCAGUCGUUGUGCCGGACUGUAUUUCAGCCUCUGCCUCGGCCAUGGACGUGGACGCGAAGCAGACAUGGAAACUCUUCAAGAUACUCGAUUCGGACAGGUCGGGCCGUGUCGCCCUCGAUGAGUUUGUUGACGGGUGCCUGCGGUUGA
Prorocentrum cordatum is the source of this 468-nucleotide messenger RNA. The record is from the annotation of a GenBank genome assembly. Lineage: Eukaryota; Dinophyceae; Prorocentrales; Prorocentraceae.